This is a messenger RNA of Pecten maximus, 924 nucleotides long. Its product is annotated as tetratricopeptide repeat protein 9C-like. Gene Ontology annotation, molecular function: protein binding. NCBI's taxonomy places the organism in Eukaryota, Metazoa, Mollusca, Bivalvia, Pectinida, Pectinidae. The transcript is spliced from 4 exons. Bases 538 to 909 code for a protein of 123 amino acids. The record is from RefSeq and is a predicted model, not a curated record.
GUUUUUGUCAGAUUUUAAAUUUCUUUAAUGUCGGUGUCAUUUUAUGCAUUUUUUAGGCCAGCAUUAUUUCAGCUGUUAACAGUACUAGCGUAUGAUCUUUAAAUAAUGCAGUUCUUUAUUAUCCUGUGGACACUAUUUUAUCCUGAGACAACACCAAGAUCAUUGUCCCCUUAAAAUCAACAGAAAGAAGAAAUAUAUCUUAUGCAAUCACAGUAGUUUGAAUUCAUCAUGGAAGAAAGUCUUUGCUUAAAACAUAUGGACAUACAAAAAUAGAAAGUUACCCAUGAUGUGAAAGCAUCAGAAAAGGCAAAUGGAAAGGUCAACAUCAUUUAUGAUAAUAUAUUGAAUAUGCAGAACUGAACUGAAUUUUAAAUAACUGAACAUAGGUUUAAACUUUUUUUUUCAUUAUUUCAGCAUGGAAAGCAGCUUUUCGAUGCUGAACAAUUUGGGAAAGCAUAUCGUCAUUAUAGGAAGGCUGCCACAAUUCUGGAGGAAUAUCGCCUUAAGGACGAUGAGGAGGAACGAGAACAGCAACAGAUGCUUUUCAAGAUGUACCAUCACAUGGCAGUGUGCAGCGAUAGGAUGGCCAAACCUGGUCGCUGUAUUAGCUACUGCAAAAGGAUGAUGGAGAUCGAACCAGAAAAUGUCAAGGCACUCUACUUUUUUGGGAAGGCACUGCAUCAGCAACAGGAGUUUGAUCGAGCACGUGGUUACCUGAUCAAGGCUCAGCGUAUUGAGCCUAGCAACCGCAGCAUCAAUGAACAGCUUGCCAAACUCGAAAGGGAUGUUAGGAAUUACAAGGUAAUGGAAACCAACAUGUACUCACGGAUGUUCUCGAAACCAAAGGGACAAACACAGGAAGGUAAUGAUUCCUUAUAUUUGUUUAAAGGAUAUGGUAGAGAGUCAUGAUAUAUUUAUCCUAUG